This is a messenger RNA of Castor canadensis (American beaver), 12791 nucleotides long. RefSeq names its product ALF transcription elongation factor 1 (gene Aff1). The record is from RefSeq and is a predicted model, not a curated record. NCBI's taxonomy places the organism in Eukaryota, Metazoa, Chordata, Mammalia, Rodentia, Castoridae. Gene Ontology annotation, biological process: regulation of gene expression. Gene Ontology annotation, cellular component: super elongation complex; nucleus.
GCCUCAAACUUCAAUCCUCCUGAUCUCAGCCUUUAGCAGGUAAACUAGUAUUAAAGGUGGGAGCCACUGGCAUGCCUGGCUGUCUAGGCAUUCUUGACCUGAAGUCCACAGAGCCUCGGGUGCUUCCUAAUUGGGCUCCAAAGGAAUCAUGAGCAGCAUCAAAGUAUAACAGAUGUUGCAGUGUGGGCCUAUAUCUUCACAUUUCACUAGAAAGCCAAAAGAAUUUGGUGUUCCCAAAAGGUCUAAGAAUGCCUUUUUGUUUAGUUUUGCUGCUGAACAAGAUUGUGGGUUGUAUGCAGUGGUGUUUUAAAAAACACUUGGAAGUAGACUUCACUCAUACAGUAUCCAGCUGGAAAAUAAUUGCCCCUUGUACCUCCCUCUAGUAUUUUUAGAUCUAUUACAAAUUUAGUGUAAUUCCACUUCUGCUUCAAAUUACCCUAAUUUAUAUAACAAGCUAGUUUGAGAACCCAGGGAAUCUCAGGUGUAAUUCUAAUUUGGUGUUGAUUUUAUGUUUCUUUGGGUAAAUAUUUGCUGUAUAUUUUCAUUUUUGCAUAUUAAAUGAUAUGAGAAUACUGAACAGUGCAGAGGGAAAAAUGUAGCCUUAUUUAUUAUGGUCCUGGGGAUCAAACCCAGGGCCCUGUGUAUAGUUUUCUACCACCAAGCUACAUCUCGACUGCAACAAUGUAAUGUUAGUAUUGCUGAUACAUUUGCAGAUUGUGGCAAAUGGAAAUUUUGAGUAAAUGAUAUUAUGAAUUUUUUUUUUCUUUACUUGUCAGUUGGUUUAGUCCUUUACAGAAAGUGGUGUUGUAGUUACGUGGAAUUUAUUCAUGACUGGAUAUACUCAGAAAAAGGAAGCAUUACUUUGUUCAUUUACUUAUUUUUGAGUCAAGGUCUCCCUGUGUAGUUGAGGUUGGCCUGGAAUUCGUGAUCUUUCUGUCUCAGUCUCCUUCAUAGUUGGGCUUAUAGGCCUGAACCACCUUCCCUAGCAUAAGGGUUAUGUCGUAUCUUUAAUAUUAUACCAAAAUUCCACAAAUUGUAGAUUAAAAGUCCAUCAGUCUGUCUUGUACUUUCAGUAGAUCUCUUACUUACCCAUUCAUGAGUUUGUACCAUCAUGCAUGGGUCAUUUGGAAAGUGUCAGUCAGUAAAUUUGAAGGUCUUCUAAAAAUCAUACUCAUCACUGUCACCCAGAUCUUGUUAGGAAAACCUGUAAGUGUUGGGAAGCCAGCAAGCUUACAGUGGUGGAUGUAAAGUUUUCCAAAAUGCUUGGAAGCUCAAACUUGAUUAUUAGCAAUAAAUACCCUCAGUCCUUUUCCUUGAAGGAACAGCUUUACUUUGUUCAUUUUCAAGAAAAUGUCUCCCAAAUACUCAAGUCAGAAUAACCAGUUUAUGAAUUCUUCUUUCAAGUAAAAAUGGUACUCCAUGCAAAAAGCGAGUGUAGCUUUCCACUCAAGUGGAAAAACACAAGUGCUUUUCUAGUAGACAGACAUCAUACUUCAGUGUGCAGCAGACUGCUUUGUGUGCAGGAAUGGCAUUGCUCGAAGAACCUCAAAAAGACCUGUACUCACUGGUCAAGAUUUAAUGAAAGUAAUAAUUCUGACUGGUUGCUUCAUUAAGGGCAGUCACACGGGAAACUGACUUUUAAAACUGUAAUGUAAAGUGUGCAGUGACUAUUGGGCUCAUUUGCUGCCACUACCUUGAUUAGUGCUAAAGUGAUAAUAGUUUUCCAUGGUUGCUUUUUUUUUUUGCACCAGCAGUGAUGUCAGCACAGUGAAAAGACAAAUACUGUCCUUGUGUUAUUCUAAAAACAGUCCUGACCUCUGAAAAGGUCUUGGGGACUCCCAGGAGUCCUGUAACCACACUUUGAGAACUCCUGAUAGAGUAGCAUUGUAGUUUGGGUGCCAGAUGUUCACGUCUGUACUCUACUCUUGAGUAACACAGUGUGGACUGUCUCUGUGAGGUUGGGCAACAGUCUUGGUUCUAGGUCGAUGGGGAGUCCACAGGCCAGGAAUUCUUUCACCAGUCAUCUUAAGAGUGGCAGUGCCCGCAAGUAAGAGGCUGGAUCACCACCUUCGUCCAUCUCUGCCCAUUGAAGUUCUUUUCUGCUUGUGUUUAGGCACUGCUUAAAUGCCUUUUCUGGUCCUCAGAGCAGUACUUCUUUAAGUGCUUAAUAUAUUACUGGUUUGCAUCUUGUUUUUUGAUCAAACCUUUAAUUACUAAAGGACCCACUUGAGUUAUUAUUGUUCUUUGUGUAAUCUGCAUGUUGCCCCAAAGGGAAGACGUUCUGCAAACGUUAGUCUCAACGUAGUAAAUUCAAAACUGAAAGCAAAGUAAAACAAGUGUCUGUUCGUUGCCGUUUCCUGGUCGUAGGCACUGGAAUGAUCGAGAGCAGCGGAGGUGGUUGACUGCUGCGGUUGUUCUCCGCUCACUGCGGCCCCGGUAUCCCACAGAUGCUCACGUGGGAGCUGCAGUUCUGAGCGGCGGGUACUGGCUGUUCCGGCGCGGUGUGUUUGUACAUUGCUAAAACCUGGCAGGGGAGCGCCGUAGCGGCCCCGGGCCGGGCGGGGCGGGCGGCGGGGAGUCCCCGCCCGGCGCAGCCUCGCCUGGGGCUCGGGCCGGCCGAGCGCCCUGCCCUUUUAAGGAGGUGGACUGUACCACCAUAAGUUUCUUGACGGGGGGGGGUACUGACGAACUCGGGUAACUUCGAGUGCGUCCCGCGGCGAUUUUGUUGCCCUUCUAACUCGGGGCGGACUUGUGCGGCUGUGGUGUGCGAGCCGAACGCUGGCGGGCUUAGGCCACGCGAGCCCCUUUGCCUCUCCUUCCCGGAAAUAGUCCCGGGGAGCUCUGGCUAGCUCUAAGUCCCGACGCGACGUUCCCCCGCGCUUGUGCAAAGUGUCGUCCGCCCGCAAGCCCCAGUGCCCGGAUGUCCAUCAGGAUUAGUGCGAGCCAAUAGCUCGCAGGCCGAGGCUGCGCUGAAGACGCCCGGGUUCCGGAGCAGGUAGUCCCGUCACCUCGGGAGCUGCGCCGGGGGUCGUCCCCGCCCGGCUCCGGCAAAUGGUGAGCUGCGCGGCGCUGGCUGCAGGGCCCGCGGGUUGAAGGCUCUGAUGGACAGAAGAUACUGGGCUCUAUAAACUGAAGGAUGGCAGCCCACUCAAGCUUGUACAAUGAAGACAGAAACCUGCUUCGAAUUAGAGAGAAGGAAAGACGCAAUCAGGAAGCUCACCAAGAAAAAGAGGCAUUUCCUGAAAAGAUUCCCCUUUUUGGAGAGCCCUACAAGACAGCAAAAGGUGAUGAACUGUCAAGUCGACUACAGAACAUGUUGGGAAACUAUGAGGAAAUGAAGGAGUUCCUUAGCACCAAGUCUCGCCCUCAGCGCUUGGAUGCUUCAGAAGAUAGGUUGGGGAAGCCAAGAUAUCCUUUCUUUCCUGAUAAGGGGAGCAGCAUUCCAUCCAACUCCUUCCACUCUCGGGUCCACCACCAGCCCAUUCACACUCCCACCUCUGGACCACUUCCUGUUGGUACCAUUAGCCACAACCCAAAGAUGGCGCAGCCAAGAAUGGAACCGUUGCCAAGUCUCCAUGCCAAAAGCUAUGGUCCACCGGAUGGCCAGCACCUGACCCAGGAUCGCCUCAGUCAGGAGGGGUACAGCUCUACUCAUCACAACACAGGUGACCACAGAGCUGAUGGAGGCCACUGUGCUUCUAUGACAGACUUAGCUCCAGAGAGGGAGCUUUCCCCCUUAAUCUCCUCUUUGCCUUCCCCACUGCCCCCUUUGUCACCUGUACAUUCCAGCCAGCAGACUCUUCCCAGAAUGCAAGGAAGCAACAAGGCUCACAGCAGUAGCAAUAACAGUAAAAGCCUCUGCCCAGCCAAGUCUCCCAAGGACCUGGUGGUGAAGGUCCGUGAUAAAGAGAAGCCUCAAGACAGUUUGGUGGCGGUUGCCAGCCUCGGGGUAGCUCCUCCCCAGCCGCCUUCUCAGACAUUUCCACCCCCUUCUCUUCCUUCGAAAAGUGUUGCAAUGCAACAGAAGCCCACCGCUUAUGUUCGGCCCAUGGAUGGCCAAGACCAGGCUCCUAGUGAGUCUCCAGAGCUGAAACCGCUGCCGGAGGACUUCCGUCAGCAGACCUUUGAAAAAAUAGACUUAAAAGUGCCUGCCAAAGCCAAGCUCACCAGACUGAAGAUGCCUGCGCAGUCAGUCGAGCAGACCUACACCAAUGAAGUUCACUGUGUUGAAGAGAUUCUCAAGGAAAUGACCCACUCAUGGCCUCCUCCUCUGACAGCAAUACACACGCCUAGUACAGCUGAGCCAUCCAAAUUUCCUUUCCCCACAAAGGAUUCUCAGCACGUCUAUUCUGCAACCCAAAACCAAAAACAAUACGAUGCGCCUCCAAAAACCCACUCUAGUUCUCAGCAAGGAACAUCCAUGCUCGAAGAUGACCUUCAGCUCAGCGAUAGCGAGGACAGUGACAGUGAACAGACUCCAGAGAAGCCUCCUUCCUCAUCUGCACCUCCAAGUGCUCCGCAGUCUCUUCCAGAGCCAGUGGCAUCAGCGCAUUCCAGUAGCACAGAGUCAGAAAGCACCAGUGACUCAGACAGCUCCUCGGACUCGGAGAGUGAGACCAGUUCAAGUGACAGCGAGGAGAACGAGCCCCUAGAAACCCCGGCUCCGGAGCCUGAGCCUCCAACAACAAACAAAUGGCAGCUGGACAACUGGUUGACCAAAGUCAGCCAGCCUGCAGUGCCCCUGGAGGGCCUGGGGAGCACAGAGUCCCCCUGCCAGCGCCAGGAAAGUAAGGGUGGCAGCGAUAGCAGCACCACAGGUCAGGAGCAUUCUGAAUCCAAAGAUCCUCCCCCGAAGAGCUCCAGCAAAGCCCCCCGGGUCCCCUCCGAAGGCCCCCACCCUGGGAAGAGGAGCUGUCAGAAGUCCCCUGCACAGCAGGAGCCUCCACCUAGGCAAACUGUUGGAACCAAACAACCCAAAAAGCCCAUCAAGACCUCUGCCCAGGUGGAUUCGAGGGCCAACCUGCAGGUGGAAAGUGAGCCAGGACUUCUUUCCUAUGGCUCAAAAGACCACACUUCCAAAGACAAGCCCAAGGUGAAAACGAAAGGGAGGCCCCGUGCUGGGGGCAGCAGGGAGCCCAAGCCCACCGCACCCACCCCCAGUGAGAAGAAGCAGCACAAGAGCUCCCCACCAGCCCCCUCCAAGGUGCUCUCAGGCCCAGUACCCACGAAAGACAAUGUGGGGGCCAGGAGCCCAGAGCACUUUGCUCUCGUCCCCUUGACUCAGAGUCAGGGCCCAUCCCAUGGUGGUGGCAGUAGCAGUGGCAGCAGGACUAGUGGCUGCCGACAAGCAGUGGUGGUCCAGGAGGAUGGCCGCAAAGACAGACUCCCGUUGCCUUUGAGAGACACCAAGUUGCUCUCACCACUCAGGGACACCCCUCCCCCACAAAGCCUGGUGGUGAAGAUAACCCUAGACCUGCUCACUCGGAUCCCCCAGCAGCCAGGGAAGGGGAGCCGUCCAAAGAAAGCCGAAGAUAAACAGUCGCCUGCAGGGAAGAAGCAUGAAUCUGAGAAGAGAAACUCAGACAGCUCCAACAAGUUGGCUAAAAAGAGAAAGAGUGAAGUGGAGAGAGAUGAUAACAAGAAAAUCAGAUUGGAGAAAGAAGCCAAAUCACAGUCAUCUUCAUCUUCAUCCUCCCACAAAGAGUCUUCUAAAACAAAGACAUCCAGACCCUCCGCAGAGCCCUCAAAAAGGGAAAUGCUGCCCCCUCCACCUGUGUCAUCCUCAUCGUCCUCUUCUUGCCAGAAGCCAGCCAAGACUGCACACAAGAGGUCAAGGAGGGAAGCAGACAUCUGUAAUCAGGACCCUUCCAAAAGUGCCAGUAGUAGUAACAAGAGCGACCAUAAAGACCCUUCCGUUUCCAAGCACAGAAAAGUGCAGGGGAGGGGCUCUGGAAGCUCCACCGAACAUAAAGGAUUUUCUGGAGAUACUGCAAAUCCUUUUCCAGUGCCUUCUUUGCCAAAUGGUAACUCUAAGCCAGGGAAGCCUCAAGUGAAGUGUGACAAACUACAAGCUGAUUUUCACAUGAAGGAGGCCAGAAAGUUGAAGUGCAGAGCAGAGUCAAUGACAGACAAGGCUGGAAAGGCCUUUAAGUACUUGGAAUCCAUCCUGUCCUUUAUUGAGUGUGGAAUUGCCAUGGAGUCGGAAUCUCCCACGUCAAAGUCGGCUUACUCUGUGUACUCAGACACCUUAGAUCUCAUCAAAUUCACGAUGUCAUUAAAAUCCUUCUCAGAUGCCACAACGUCAACACAAGAGAAAAUAUUUGCUGUUUUAUGCAUGCGUUGUCAGUCUGCGUUGAACAUGGCGAUGUUUCGCUGUAAGAAAGACAUAGCAAUAAAGUAUUCUCGUACUCUCAAUGAACACUUCAAGAGUUCUUCCAAAGUGGCCCAGGCACCUUCGCCAUGCAUUGCAAGAAGCACAGGCACACCAUCCCCUCUUUCCCCAAUGCCUUCUCCUGCCGGCUCCAUAGGGUCUCAGUCAAGUGCUGGCAGUAUGGGGAGCAGCGGGGUGACUGCCACCAUCAGUACCCCGGUCACCAUCCAGAACAUGACUUCCUCCUAUGUCACCAUCACGUCCCAUGUCCUUACCGCCUUUGAUCUUUGGGAACAGGCAGAGGUCCUCACAAGGAAAAAUAAAGACUUCUUUGCUCAACUCAGCACAAAAGUCUGCACCUUGGCCCUGAACAGCAGUUUGGUGGACCUGGUGCACUAUACAAGGCAGGGCUUGCAGCGACUCAGACAAGUAGCCAAAACACCUUAGUGCACGCUCAAGUUGACUCAACACCUUGAGAACUGUUUUUGCACAUUGGAAGCCUCAAAAACAGUCUAGACAUUUGCCUCAUCAGGACACCAAACUCAAGACUGUGAGAUGGCCAGAUGUUUGUCCACUUCAACUCUGAAGAACUGUGUGGUAUUGGUUGGACAUUAUGACUGUGCAGAAGCAGAGAUGGAGGUCGGCCCCAGAGAUGAUCUUGCCUUUCUAAAUAAAGGAUGGAAGUGCAAUGUAGCCUGAUGGGCAUAUGAGUGGUCUAGAAACAUUUCUGGUUUUUUGUCUUUUUCUUUUUUUUUUCAUUUUAGUUUUUUGUUGUUGUUUUAAACCAGGAGGAUAUAAGUUGGAAAUCAAAUGAGAAGCAGUUUCAGCUCUGAAAGCAAAUUCACGUCACCUCACUAGUCACACUAGUCCAUUCCCAGAAUGAAUUUUUUUAAAACAGUGAUUUGUGGUGAAGGGUUUUGUGAAUGAUUUUUUUUUUUUAAGGGUUCUAUUAUUUAAUGAUACUAAUGGCCAUCAGUAAAACAUAAGUUUUGAAGGAUCCCACUGAAUCCUACUUUCUGCCAGUGAACAGUGGCUUUGACGUACUCAGUGUAGUCUUCAUCUGUAAGGUCAGAGGCGACCCCUGCCCUACCUAGAGCACUGCACAUUUACCCAGCUCCGGCUUCUCUGACUGUGCUGACAGACGGCCUGCGCAGCGCACUGGACGAACAGCUGACUUCAGGAGCAUCUCAUGUCUCCACGCUCCUUGCUCCUGUGAGAGGGACUAGCUAACAAGGCACUCACCCAGACUGUUCUGAAUUUCCUACAUACACCGGGAAGAAGGGAACCAACAUUUACCUGACCAGAUGGCUAAAGUGCUUUUUAAGUUUGGUGUAAGUAGAGCUGGAACUCGAGGUGGUCAAUUGGUGUGCACAGCUGUGUGGUGACUCCUGUGUCUCACCAACUCAGAGUUUUGGUAGUGAACAAAGAAAAAUGAAAAAAAUCUACUUCUUAGAGAGGCUAUAUUUUUCUGCUACGAAUUAUUUUAUAUUUAUAGCAAACUAAAUUUCGCAAGCCCUUGAUCGUCUAGAAGUUAACUCCCUGAGAGGAUGUGGAGACUUGGGGGAUGAGACUUAAAAAAAAAAAAUCACCACCACAUGCCUUCAUUCCAGAUUGUUCUCUGUCAGGUAGAUUUGAUUAGGUUGAAGAGGAACUGUGGCCUUCUCAUAAGCUGUUGCUGUACUGUCUGCACUAAACCAAGUUCAUUUUGAGUGACCCAAAAUGAAAGCGCACAGUCAGAAUGUUCAUAUACUCACAAGCACAGAUUCUCUUUCUCAAUGAAAAUUUGAAGGCUAUUAUUGGAAAUAUUCUUUCAAGUACAGCGAUUUUAAAAGCCAUUUCUUUUUAUCCCCUUUAGAAUUUGCACAUGUAUUAAAAUGAGGAGUGAGCGUUCUGAUUGGUUCAUUUUUUUCCCUUUUACCCCCAUCUGUGCCUGUACUUGUUUCCUACCAGACAUGUUUCACAUUUUUGUAUUUAUUAGUGAAGAAAGGAGAAGCCUCUUUAUAAUGAAGACACCUAAGGUCCUUAUGAUGAAUGUGAGAACAACUUGGGAUUUUGGUGGCUGUAUGAAGGGAUGUGUAGAGGAUGGGAGUGAUGCUUGUUUUCUAGUGUGAAUUGGGUGGUGGUGUCCCUUCUCUUCUCCAACCUGUUCUUCUGUCACUAGCUGGGUUAAAGCCAGCUAUAACAACAGUGGUGUUCUAUCUAGCAUAAGACCUGAUGUGAUCUCUGGUGGAGCAAUUUGUUGAUGGUCUGCAGCAAAGCCAUGGUCUUUUUCAACCACCGUUGUUAAAUGAGCAAUAAUUACUUGGUAGUUGUGUGCUGUGGUGGUGUGAGCAUCUCUGGUUGUGAUUAAUUUACACCUUUUCCCUUACUCCCCAUUUGCCUCAUCACUCCCUGAAACAAGCUGCCUGUCAGUUGUGAAGGGCUCUGCUCUUUGUGCUGGGUUCUGCUCUGUCUGUACUGAGCCAGAGCAUGGUGUGUCUGCCAGGCAGCUACAGUGCUCCUUCCCUGAAGAGCUGUCUGUGCAGAUUCCCUGCCAAUCGGAAAAGAACACAUGGCUUAUUCAGUGGCCAUAGUCUUUGUGGUUUUGUUUUUUUCUUACUGAACUCUCUUCUAAAAUUCUAUCUGUCCCCUGAAAGAAUAACAAAUUUGGAUAGAUCAGUUUAUACUACUUAGGUCAUUGGAUGUUUCAGAUUCUUGCUGCAAGACUCAUUGUACUCAAAAGAAAACUAGAGUAUGGAAAAGAUAGUGGCUGAUGAAUCCUUGCUGUUCAUCAGUUCUUUGGAUGUUACUGUUGUACAUAGAAGUCUGAAGGAUUUUUAAACCAUCUGCACUUUUUCACUGCAUGCUUAUAAUUCCCAAAGGCAAGAUUUGCACUGAAGUAGAUAAUUUGAGAAGUUAGAUUAUAAAAUUAAGCCUUUGAAUAUGUGAAGUUCUGUAAUAGUAAUAGUACACACGUCACAGAGAGAUUAAAAAAAAUCUUCAGGAGUGAAAAUAAUAUAAAUCUUGCCUUGGCCACUACAAAGGGAGAGAGAGAGACGUGUGUGUGUGUGUGUGUGUGUUACCUUCGAUAGGAAAUAGAACAACAAUUUUAAAAGUGUUGAUUUUGCCCUUGGAGAUAAUCAAAAUGUGAAUCAAUGGAUUUAAAAGUCCUGCUAAAUAAUGCAAAACACUUCACUGAAACUUACCAAAUCACAUUUGGUAAGGGAUGGGAGGGUCCAGCAAGCAGUUAUCAGGAAUAAAUUACAACAGGAGAGUAAUGUGACUGAUUAUGAUUUGAUCCCAAGAAGAGCAUCUUUUUUUUUUUAUUUUUAGCAAAAUGACCUUUAUUUUGUACAUCUGUUUGGGCAAAAAUGUAUAGCUAUUUCUCUAAAUGAGGUCGACCACAUUUACCUCCCUUGUUCUAGAUCCUCUUAAUUAUAGAUCUCAGGAUGUGUAGAAAAUAAUUUUCCCUCUUUUUGUCUGAAAAUUUGCCUUAAUUGGCACCUUACAUGUUAAUGUUAGUGACAGCAGUAGCUUAAUCUUAUUGUAAUUCCUGUUUGAUUACUUUUUAAAGCAAAAAUAAAACCACUGUUCCCUUCAAAACUUAUCUAGGACAUACAGAGGAUGUAUCUAUAGGAAUGCAUACAAUAAGAGCUGAUUCAAUUGGAUACAUUUGUGCCUUUGUUGACCAAACCUAAUUUUGAAAUAACUCUGGGUCACCACAGCUUCCAGGGAUGUUACAUGCAUCUUCUUUUACUCUUACGUUUUAUGAAGUUGGAAGAAUAUAUGUACAUCCUAGGGUAAAUUAGUUGGACUUUAAAAAAAAAAGUACUUUAAAAUUUUUCCAUGCCUCCUACUAGAUUUCCUUCUAUUUUUUUCCUUAAUGACUUGUUUUCCCCAACACUACAAAAUAUCUUUGAAAACUUACAACUUCAACUGUUACAUGCUUUAUCACUGACAAGCAGUAUUUAAAUCUUGCAAGAAUAUUUUGGGCGCUUUUAGAAACACAAAAGUGUAGCUUUUCUCCCUGAGAAAUUGAGAGUUACAUGUUACAGCUGUGGAGAUUGGACAGGAUGAGUUAUGGCGGUACUUGUCUCCCCUCUCCCUCCAGUGUGUUGCCUCUUUUGUUUGCUUUUGGUCCCAUUUGGGAUAAUGGAUAUAAGCAAGGUAUUUUUCUGUGCCUGUUUUGGUGGGAAGGAUAACAGCAGAUCUGGUGUUGGGAAUUUCCCUCCAAACAUUGUUAGUGCUGUCGUCUAUCUCCACCAUGUAAUCCUAAAUAAGCAGUCCAGUCGUGUUGGUUUCUUGGUGCCUGAGAAUGCUAAUCUCCUAUGGCUGGUAGCUCUUAUUUAUGAUGCAAUGACAAGCCCCGUCCACCACUUUUCUUUCUGUGGCUGUAAAUUUAUUGUCCUGGGGAAAAUCAGCUAUAUUCUGUUCCCAGUGUGCAUCAGACAUCAUCAGGUACUGUGGAGGGUAAAAAACACCCAGACUUUUCUACCUAAUGAGGACCCUCAGAGGGCAGGAAGGAACCCACAGCAACUUGUGAGUCUGUAUAUCAAGAGAUAGGCCUGGGAGGACAAAGCAGUAGGACCGCCAACAGCAAGGCUGGCUGAGCCAUACUGUCAGACCAGGCAGUGGCCACUGAGGAAAAUAAAGCUUGCUUUGCUUAAAAGUAUAUGUUAAAGCAAUGCUCAAUAUAGGCAGUAUUAAGUUUGCCUUUUGUUCAGGCCGUGACAUGUAUUGUUAAGAUUUUACUGCACAUUCUUCCCUCAGAUAUCAAGUAUACACUGUUCGUGUUGGGGUGGGUGCGUGUCCCAAACCUUCUUGUAAUUUUUUUUUUUUUUUUCUGAAUGUGAUUAUGUUUUGGAUGAUACCUGAGCAGGGUUGCCUUUUUUUUUUUUUAAUUUAUUGCCAUUAUAUAUUAUAUUAUAUAUUUUUCGCUUUCUUACAAUGUUAGAGGAAAGUCAAACCUUGGUAUUAUUAAAAUUGUUAUAAAAAGUAGUAAGUUGUCCAGUUGAUAAAUGAAUGUCACUGGUCUUUCUUUAAAAUAAUGAGUUUUUCUUUGAUUACUGUGGAAUGGUGUGCCAGCCAUUGUCAAUACAGUGAUCUUAUGCAUAGGACAGGGAAGCAGUGACACUGUCAGUGGGAAGAUGUGCAACACAGCUAAGGGGACUCCAUGUAUUGUAUCUACUUCAGCAAUGGAACUGCAACUUGGAGCUUUUGUGAAUAAAAUUUAGCUGCCUGUAUAGUCCUUUGAAUGAGACAGACAUCUGUGAGAGAAUUAUAGUUAGCUUUUUUAGGAGAAAAAUUUGCAAAAGAUCUUCCCAAAGAUAACGUGCCACAGAUCUUUUGGUUCUCUGUAAUGAAGAUUUAAGUGCUGUUUUUAAAAAAUGUAAUUGACUUGUUCUUCAAAUUCUUUCCUUUUCACAAGAGGAUCGAGUGUAAAAAAAAAAUUUAAUAAAAAUUUAGAGAAAUCAUUGGGGUUGAGUCCAUGCUUUUAGUGCUUUGAAUAAUGUAACCCUUAGGAUUGCUAUAUGAAGCUGGAUUUGCUGGCACAUCCCAGUAAUCUCAACAUUCCAAAGGCUGAGGCAGGAGGAUCUUGAGUUCCAAACCAGCCUGGGCUGUACAUGGUGAGACCUUGCCUCAAAAACAAAACAAAGAAAAACCCCUAUCUGAAAUUGCCAAGGGGAGUUUCAUGUGCUGUCCUUCACAGUAUGUAUUUAUUGCUGAAGCAGAGGAAGAAAUGUGGCCAGAAGGUACUUGUCCUGCUUGGUUUAUUUUCAAGAUCAUAAGCACACACAAGUUAGCCUAUGUCACCAGCAGGGCCUACCCUAACUUCAACUGCCAGGUGUAUCAGUGACCACGUUUGCCUAUUUUCAACAUCUCUGGGGGAUGGAUGGUUUUGUAGAAUGUUGGUAUUGGAAGUAAUUUAAAGGCCAACUGGUCUUUUCUCCUUUUGCCAUCCCUAAGGAAAUACCUCAGCAAUUUUAUGAAAUCAGAAAAGACCCAGGGUCUGAAAUCUUCCUGGCUUUGAAUUUUGGCUACCUGGUUUGCUAGUUAUAUGGCUUUACACAGGUUAUGUAACCUGUCUGGAUUUGUCUUUUCAUUUACAAGCUGUGUUGAUUACCUACCCUUCGAUCGCAAGGAUCACAAUUCCUGGUUUGUAGAGUUGCUUUGCACAGUGCCUGGCAUAACACACUGAAACUGCUGGUGCUGGGUAUUUUAAUUUAUUCCCUUCCCUCACUGUGCCACAACAUCCCAAUCUGCUCAAAACACUACUGAAGAACUUAUUUCUGGUCCAGUGGGGUGGCCCAUGCCUGUAAUCCUAGCUACUUACAAGGUAGAGAUCAGGAGCAGCUCAGUUCAAGGUCAACCUGGGCAAAAAGUCUGAGAGACACACCUCCCAACCACAUCAACCAAUAAAAAGUUGGGUGCAGUAGUGCGU